This is a messenger RNA of Adineta ricciae, 804 nucleotides long. Lineage: Eukaryota; Metazoa; Rotifera; Eurotatoria; Adinetida; Adinetidae. The record is from the annotation of a GenBank genome assembly.
AUGGAAACCCUCAAUAUACAAUUUGGUUCAAAUGAUCGAGAACGAGAUGCUGCUAUGGUCUUAGACAAAAUCUCUCGUAUGGCCGACACUGAACCAUUUGAAAGCGAACUACUCGAUGCGAUGAAAAAAUUAUGGAAUGAUGUUGGCGUUCAACAAUGUUUUGCUCGUUCUAAUGAAUAUCAAUUGAAUGACUCAGCGAAAUACUUUCUCGAUAAAUUGGACGAAAUUGGUUCACCGCAAUAUUUACCAAGUAUUCAAGAUAUUUUACGUACUCGAGUUAAAACAACUGGUAUUGUCGAGAUCAACUUUACAUUCAAAGAUUUAAAUUUUCGAGUAUUUGAUGUGGGUGGCCAACGAUCCGAACGAAAGAAAUGGAUUCAUUGUUUUGAAGAUGUAACUGCGAUUAUUUUUAUCGUUGCUUUGAGUGAAUAUGAUCAAGUUCUUGUCGAAGAUGAAACAACCAAUCGUAUGCAUGAAUCACUUCGUUUAUUUGAUUCAAUUUGUAACAAUAAGUGGUUUGUUAAUACAUCGAUCAUUCUCUUCUUAAACAAAAAGGAUUUAUUUGCUGAGAAAAUCACACGAUCAAGUUUAAGAAAAUGUUUUCCAGAAUAUCAAGGUAAAGAUGAAUAUACCGAGGCAAGCGAAUACAUUCAAGCUCAAUUCGUGGCACAAAACAAAAGCGAGCAAAAAGAAAUCUAUUGUCAUUUAACGUGCGCUACAGACACCCAAAAUGUUCAAUUUGUAUUUGAUGCUGUUACUGACGUCAUCAUAACAAACAAUCUCCGUGCCAGUGGUCUCUACUAG